Messenger RNA from Guillardia theta CCMP2712, 1215 nucleotides. RefSeq lists its product as hypothetical. Bases 1 to 1215 code for a protein of 404 amino acids. The transcript is spliced from 4 exons. The record is from RefSeq and is a predicted model, not a curated record. Gene Ontology annotation, molecular function: metalloaminopeptidase activity. Lineage: Eukaryota; Cryptophyceae; Pyrenomonadales; Geminigeraceae. Gene Ontology annotation, biological process: proteolysis.
AUGCAAGAGAAUGGGCUGAUUGAGAACUCCAACGCGGGCAACAACGAGAACAAGGGUGGCAACACAGAGCAGCAGGGCGGCGAGGGAAAGAAGAAAAAGGGCAAGGACGUGACCCCGAAGGAGCAGACGUGGCCGGUGCCGUCGGUCCCCAUCAUGGACCUCUUUCCCAACGGAAACUUUCCUGAAGGAGAGAUCCAGGAGUACCAGGGGCUCAACGCCUACCGCAGCACGUCGGCAGAGCUCAAGGAGCAGGAGCGCCUUGAGAGCCACAUCUACCAGGAGGCGAGGGAGGGAGCUGAAGUGCACAGGACCGCGCGCAAGUACCUCCAGUCCAUCGCCAAGCCCGGAGAGCUGAUGAUUGACCUCUGCGAGAAGCUCGAGGACAAGGUCCGAGAGCUUAUCAAGGACAAGUUCCCCGAGCGCGGCAUCGCGUUCCCUACCGGAUGCAGCAUCAACCAUGUUGCUGCGCACUGGACGCCCAACGGAGGAGACAAGACGGUGCUGCAGUACGACGACAUCGUCAAGUUUGACUUCGGCACCCACGUCAACGGAAGAAUCAUCGACUGCGCCUUCACGCACUACUUCAACCCGCGCUACGACCCCCUCGCUCAGGCUGUGAAGGAGGCUACCAACACGGGAAUCAAGGAGGCGGGUAUCGACGUGAGGCUGUGCGACAUCGGGGAGGCGAUCCAGGAGGUCAUGGAGUCGUACGAGGUCGAGAUUGACGGCAAGGUCUACCCGGUCAAGGCAAUCAGGAACCUCAACGGCCACUCCAUCAACCCCUACCAGAUCCAUGCGGGCAAGAGCGUUCCCAUCGUGAAGGGAGGCGAAGCCACCAAGAUGGAGGAGGGUGAGUUCUACGCGAUUGAGACAUUCGGGUCUACUGGCAAGGGGGUCGUGCAUGAGGAUCUCGAGUGCAGUCACUACAUGAAGAACUUCGAUGCCGGCCACAUCCCUCUCAGGAUGGCGAAGGCCAAGGAGCUCCUCGGGGUGAUCGACCGCAACUUCGGCACUCUUGCCUUCUGCCGUCGCUACUUGGAUCGCUUGGGAUGCAAACAGUACCUCCUGGGCCUCAAGAAUCUCUGCGACGUUGGCUUGGUUCAGGCUUAUCCUCCACUGGUUGACGUCAAGGGAAGCUACACAGCACAGUAUGAGCACACCCUUGUUCUCCGUCCCACAAGGAAAGAAGUUCUUUCCCGCGGCGAUGAUUACUAA